Messenger RNA from Saccostrea cuccullata (small rock oyster), 920 nucleotides. RefSeq names its product dual specificity protein phosphatase 2-like. Gene Ontology annotation, cellular component: cytoplasm. The record is from RefSeq and is a predicted model, not a curated record. The coding region runs from base 87 to 536 and encodes 149 amino acids. The transcript has 3 exons. Lineage: Eukaryota; Metazoa; Mollusca; Bivalvia; Ostreida; Ostreidae. Gene Ontology annotation, biological process: negative regulation of MAPK cascade; protein dephosphorylation. Gene Ontology annotation, molecular function: protein tyrosine/threonine phosphatase activity; MAP kinase tyrosine/serine/threonine phosphatase activity; MAP kinase tyrosine phosphatase activity.
CUACUUCUACUUUCUCUUUAGCUAUAUACCUAAUAUUGUUUUCAUAAGAAAAGAGUUCCAAUCAGAUCAAAUUGUUUUCUAACGCAAUGUAUUACGAUGGAUAUGACGAGGACGCCCUGGAUGAAAUUCUUCCGAGCCUUUUUAUCAGUGGAUUUGUCCCUGCCAAAGAUUUAGAACGAUUAGAAAAUCUAGGAAUAACUCAUAUUGUCAACUUAUCUUCCUAUGAAAAUAAUUUUCAUGGAAAAUUCGAGUACCUCAGAAUCCCUGUGGAAGAUUUUCCUAUGGCGGAAAUUCAUCCAUAUUUCGACGAAUCUCUCAAGUUUAUCGAAGGAGCCUUUUCAAAGAAUGGACGUGUUCUUGUGAAUUGUAAUGCAGGACAGUCUAGAGCAGGAACAAUAAUAAUUCUUUACAUAAUGAAAACGAAAGGAAUGACAUUUGAUGAUGCUCAAAAAUUCGCACAGAGUAAGAGAAAGUCAAAUGAAAUAUGUCCAAAUUCUGGAUUUCGAAGACAGCUUAUUGAAUACUUUAAAAAAUGAAUUUGAUCAGGGACGUUUGAUAAUGACAAUUUCCGUACAUUAAUGCAUUAUAAGGAUUAAAAAUUCAUAUAUACAUAAAUGUAUACUAGGAACGAAGUUAGAGGGGGUUGUGGUGAAGACCCCUCCCUGGAAUUUUCUGAGCUAUUAAAUUUAGUUGGUAAAGGUAAUGGAAAACUGAACUGGGGUUAUUCUUAGUUCGUCCAACAUUUUGUACUUAUGCGAUUUUUAAUUAUUUCCUUUGUGUAUCUUUUGAUCAAUUUUUUAAUUAUGUUUCAUAUACGAAGCAGAAAAUCAGAAUAUACACGCCAUACACUUUGAAAAUAAACCAAGAAAAGACAACCCUACACUAUUUCAUUAAAUUUUGCAAACUCAAAGAACUUUUUG